AGUGUCGGAUCGUCAUUGGUCGUUACCGCUAGUAUUAUACAAAGUGCUACAAAAAUGAUGCUGAAAGCUAUUGUUUUCGCCACAUUGGCAGUGGUUGUCCUUGGAGAUGAUUUCUCAUUAGGUGAAGACAAAAAGGUGCAGAUGCGGGAAAUACUUAGAGAAUACUGCAAGAAGAACAACGCCGAAGAUAAAUUCGAAGAUGUACAGAACGCCGGAAAAGUUUUCAUUGACUGUGUCAAAGGAUUGGUCGAUGUACAAACACUCCAGAAUGAAAUUGAGGAGGCCAAGCCCAACGGUGCUCUCGACGAGGUCUUCAAGAAGUACUGCGCUAAGACUCCUCAGCUGAAGUCUUGCAUCCAGAGCCUGUUUGACGGCGUAUCUCCCUGCUUGAGCAACGAGGCCCGUGAGAAGCUGCCCGUCGCCAUGAACGGCACUACUCAGCUGAUUGACUUCAUCUGCUACAAGGAUGGUGACAGGAUUGCCCUGUUCAUCGCUGAAGGUGGACCUCAAUGCUUCCAGAGCAAGGUUAACGACAUCAGAGAAUGCGCAACCAAAAUCAAGGACAGCUUCCCCUCAAUCGAAGCCGCCAAGAACCUAGGACUUGCGGGAACCUGCGGUAAAUGGGACGAGGUGACAUCUUGUAUUGUGAACAAACUGGAAACCUGUGAGACCCCCACUCCCGGCAACAUGGCGGAAUCACUCUUCAACUUCGUACGCAGAGCGACACCUUGUAACACUGUUGAGAAAAAGAACUGAUUUGCUGCCGAUUUGGGUGAUCAUAUAAGUGCCAAUAAUAUGUAAUGUUGAAAAACAUUUUCAAAAAUGUAACUUUUAAUACAUUGAUAAUGUAAGAUC
Molecule: messenger RNA, 855 nt
Organism: Spodoptera exigua (beet armyworm)
Lineage: Eukaryota; Metazoa; Arthropoda; Insecta; Lepidoptera; Noctuidae
Source: the annotation of a GenBank genome assembly